Molecule: messenger RNA, 3905 nt
Organism: Scylla paramamosain (green mud crab)
Lineage: Eukaryota; Metazoa; Arthropoda; Malacostraca; Decapoda; Portunidae
Exons: 11
Coding region: 1256-3019 (587 amino acids)
Molecular function (GO): CoA-ligase activity
Source: RefSeq, a predicted model, not a curated record
ACAGCAGCAGCGCCAUCUGGGUCCUGCCUGGCGUCACUGUCUAACAUAAUGGGUGAUGCAUGGCGGGUUCAGAAAAUUAGUUUACUCAAUAUGUUUUUCAUAGUUUGAGCUUUGCGUGUUGUUGUGUUGAGGGUGUUUUUUUUUUUUUUUAUAAGUGUUGUAAGCUGCCUUAAUAGUCGACUUGUGUAAUAAAACGAGUGUGUGCUGGCGAGAUGUGCUGGAGUUGAACCCUAACCUAACGUAACUUACCCUAACCUAACUUAACCUAACCUAACCUAACCUAAGCCACUUCGUAUUCAUUCACCCACUCACGCCCAUCCAUUAUUUUGACAUUUUUUUUACCUUGUUAUCUCCUGAAGUGAGGGUGUCGUCUGGUCUUUCCACUUGCGACUGUAAGCAAGGUGUUCCUACGCAGCUUGAGGUGUGAGGGCGGUACGUGUGGCAUGCCUAGAGGUGGGAAUGUGGACCAGUAGCGAUUGAAGUGGGUUUCUCUCUCCUAUCUCUCUACUACUACUAAAUGAUUUAAAGAACCAAGUAGCUGAUGCCUGUGUUUAAGAUACAGACCUAAUGCUCUUAAAACUACAGAAAACGUAAAAUAUUCAGGUAAUUCUAUUGUAAUUUGUCGUGCAUGUCAGAAGGGCGCAUGAGUUUCAGAAUUCCAGGUGGUUUGCAAGAUAAUAAUGAUGCUAGUGAUAGUUUUGGCAAGGCUAUGGUAGUUUGACAAUGCUAAUGGAAGUUAUUGGGGUUUUCAAGACGGUUUAAUGAUACUGGUGACAAUUUAACAAGAGUUCUACAUCAUUUUCUUAGUUGUGAUCGGCCAGAAAAGAAAAAGAAAAGAAAAAGAAAAGAAAGAAAAGUUCAGAUUUAGAAAUAUAAAAGUUUACGAUAGAAAUAAUUAUUAUAAGAAGGAAAAUGGGAAGAAAACCCUUUACGCGUUCAUUCUAGUAAAGAAAACGAAAUAAUAAUUGUAACAGUGACGAAGCUGAAAGCGUAACAUGUAUUUCUGUAACUCUACGAGACAAGAAGAGAAAUAGUUUAGUUCCCGUGAAAGAAAAAAAAGAAAAAGAAAGAAACGACAGUAAGAGAAAAUGUGGAUUUGUGUAACUCUACGAGGCAAGAAGAAAAUAGUUUAGUCCCCGUGAAAAAGAAGCUACAAUAAGAGAAAAUGUGAAAUUACGUAAGAGAGAGUUAUGUAAGAGUUGUUUACUUCUCACUCCUCCCUCUUCGCCACUCAGCAACAAGCAACAACAGCAAGAUGACUCAAAACCAGAGAGAAGAAGAAGAAGAGGAGGAGGAGAAGAGGAGGAGGAAAGAGAGAGAAGAGGAAGAGGAGAGCGAGAGGCAUUUAGUGAGAUGGGAAAGUAAUGGGCCUCUUCCUCCCAUUCCUGACAUCAAUUUUGCAUCUUUCCUUCUCUCUGUUUUGACCCAGCAUGGAGGAAAGAAGGCCCUGAUUGACGCAGCCACAGGGAAACACCACACUUACAGCGACAUAUGUGCAAUGGUGCCGCGGGUGUGUGCAAACCUGAAAGCUGCAGGUGUGGAGGAAGGGGACAGAGUGAUGAUACUGUCACCUAACCAUAUUGACUACCCCAUCACUACCUUGGCCAUUCAACUCCUCCCUGCCACCUGUGUCCCUGUCAACCCUACCCUCUCCCCUGAGGAGGUGGCACACAUAGUCGGGGUGAGUGGAGUGCACUGGGCGGUGGUGGAGGAAGGUGUAGUGGAUCUGGUGGAGAGAGUGAGGCUGCUUCUCCCCAACGACUGCCUCAAGCAAGUGUGGGUCAUCGGCUCCUCUUCCAGCCACCCGUCCCUCUCCCAGCUCAUGAGGGGUGAGAGUGGCAACGCUUCUGUGCUGGAGAAGGAUUCCUCCCGCAGCCCUGGCAAUGUUGCAGCCCUUAUGCCCUUCUCCUCAGGCACCACAGGGCUUCCGAAGGGCGUCCUGCUGCCUCACCGCUCUCUACUCACUGUCGUAAUGCAGAACAAGUGCCUGCGAGAUGCUUCUAAGGAGGCGGGUAGCUCUCGAACAUCAGUACUAAGUAGGGUCCUUCUUGUGCUGCCCUUGUACCAUAUCUAUGCCAACAACACCAAUAUUAUCACCCUUAUUUCUGGCGGCAGGGCGGUGCUUAUGUCAAAGUUCUCGCUGCCUGACUUGCUGGGGACUAUAGAGAAGUAUAAGGUUACAUAUGUUCCUCUGGUUCCUCACAUUGCCAAUUACAUGAUCAACUCUCCUCUACUGAAGCAGUAUGACCUUUCCUCCCUCAUGGCCUUUGCUAGUGGCUCAGCUCCUAUUACCCCCACUGCUGCCAAGGCCCUCACUGAAAAGACAGGCAGAGGGCUAGGGAUAGGCUAUGGGCUGACAGAGACCUGCGCCACAGUGAGCAUCAACAGCCCCAUGGUUGGAAUAAAGGAGGGAAGCGUGGGGCGCGUCCUGCCCUACGUGGAGGUGAAGAUCGUCACCCCAGGGAGCAGAGAGGCACUGGCAAGGGGGAAGGAGGGGGAGGUGUGGGUGAGGGGACCUGGGGUGAUGCUAGGUUACGCUCCCACUCCCACCAGCCCACCCUCCCCCUGGGGCCUGCAGGAGGGGGGCUGGCUACCCACGGGGGACCUCGGAUACUGUGAUAAAGAUGGGUUUUUGUUCAUUACUGACAGAAUUAAGGACGUCAUCAAAGUGAAGGGCUUCCAGGUGGCUCCCAGCGAGAUAGAGGCGGUGUUGCAGGAGGUGGAGGGGGUGGAAGAGGCGGCUGUGGUUGGGGUCCCCUCCCCCCGCCUGGGUGAAGCCCCCCGUGCCUAUGUAGUACUCGUUCCAGGGGUACCCGCCCCCUCCCACGAGGCCCUGCUGGACUACGUGGCUGCCCGCCUUGCCCGCCACAAACACCUGGCCGGGGGAUUAGAAUUCGUUGAAUCACUCCCUAAAAACUCCAUUGGGAAGGUUCUGAAGAGGCGUCUGCGAGAGGACUACCUUAAGGGCCUCAAGCAGGGUGACAGGGAAAAAGGUGCUGGACUGACUUCGAAGCUGUGAUAUGGGGUGUGUCAGAGAGAGAGAGAGGGGGUAUUUUAAGGGCCUCAAGCAAAGAGACAGGGAAAAGGUGCUGGACUGUCUUCGAAGCUGUCAUGUGGUAGUGGAUAGGGUAGUAGUAGUAGUAGUAGUAGUAGUAGUGGUGGCAGUUGUUUUAGUAGUAAUAGUUGUAGUAAGUAUUUUUUUUAUUUCUCUUCUUCUUCUUCUUCUUCUUCUUCUUCUUCUUCUUCUUCUUCUUCUUCUUCUACUCCUUCCUUUUUUUCCUCUUCUUCUUCCUCGUCUUCUCCAUCUUUAUUAUUACUACUACUACUACUACUACUACUACUACUACUACUACUACUACUACUACUACUACUACUACUACUACUCCUCCUCCUCCUCCUCCUCCUCCUCCUCCUCCUCCUCCUCCUCCUAUGAUAACUCUCUGUUACUAUUAAACUCCUCCUCCAUGAACUUUUCUGGAGGAGGAGGAAGAAAAGAAGAAGAGGAGGAGGAGGAGGAGGAGGAGGAGGAGGACAUUAACAGAGAACAAAUAAGGAGAAAAGUGAAGAAGUAAUAACACUGGAUAAAAGAGGAAGAAGAGGAGGAGGAAGAGGAAGAAGAAGAGGAGGAGGAGGAGGAGGAGGAGGAGGAGAAAGAGUACCUUAAACAAAGAAAGCUGAGAGGAGAGGAAGCGAAGAAAGUCUGAGAGGAAGAGAAGAAGAGGAGGAGGAGGAGGAGGAGGAGGAGGAGGAGGAGGAGGAGGAGCCCGCCAUAAGCUGUCACAUUCCCCGACAACGCGGCGCCUCCGUCUGGCGUACACACACACACACACACACACACAUACACACACACACUAAUAGUUGCACACACACACACACACACACACACACACACACACACACACACA